ACCACCAAGCGCACCCGCGAGACAUGUGUCCGUGUUGAGUGUCCCAUUGCGCACGGUGACCAGUUUUUUGGUUCAGAAAGGCCAAAAAAUAUAAGAUCGCGACCACGAAAGAUGCGAAUCUUGUGGAUUGCCACAAUAGUGGCAGUGCUCUCCACAUACCAUGCGCAAGCAUCGAGUGAGAAGAGCAAAAGGGCGAUAGCAAGCAAUGGAGGCUAUAUCUAUGAGCCACCAAAUGAAAUAUUCACGCUACCCCCGAGACCAACAUCGAGACCACCAACAGCAGUGACUCAUGGAUAUCCAACAUCGCAUUCAUCAUCAAGCACACUGCGUCCUGUAACAACGGCACCAUAUACUUAUCCAACACCACAAAAAUUCACAACGUCACGCACACCAUCUUAUUCUUAUCCAACCCCAUCACAACCGACAAAAAGUCCACCAUCAAAGACUACAGGAUAUUAUUACGAAACACCUAGUAGGCCAUAUACGCCACCUCAGACAACAUCAUAUGUUCCACCAAGGACUAAUCGUCCUGCAACAACACCAGCAUUUCCACCUCGGCCGACUUUACCACCGCAAAGGCCAACGAUAGGAACAUCUCCAGGGUAUAACUAUCCAACACCUGAAAAUCCACUUACGCUGCCGCCUCAACGACCGUCUCCACGCCCUCAACCACCCAGAACCCCAGCACCACCUCCACCUUUCCCACCACAAACACCAAGGCCUCCAUCUCCUCCGCAGCCACCACGACCUCCCACUCCACCACCAUAUGUACCACCAUCUCCUCCACAACCACCAAGACCUCCAACGCCACCACCAUAUGUACCUCCAUCUCCUCCACAACCACCAAGGCCUCCAACGCCACCACCAUAUGUACCUCCAUCUCCUCCACCACGACCUCCAACACCACCGCCAUAUGUACCACCAUCUCCUCCGCAACCACCGCGACCACCGACGCCACCACCGUAUGUGCCACCAUCUCCACCACAAACACCAAGAACACCACCAACUGGUUACACUUAUAAAACACCAUCACAUCCAUUUACAUAUCCACCUCCUACACCAUCACAGCCUUUAACACAACCACCAAGAACACCACCGCCUGGACCACCAUCAACUGGUUACACUUAUCAAACACCACAAACGCCAAGACCGCCUUUACCUACGCAGCCUCCUCAACCUCCAAGGCCACCUUCUCCACCACGACCACCCGUAACACCACCACCUAAACCACCAACACCGUAUUUACCUCCUUCGCCGCCGCAACCACCACAAACACCAAGACCAACUUUGCCUCCACAACCGCCAAAAACACCAAGACCUCCUUCACCCCCACGGCCGCCUCAAACCCCAAGACCACCUGCUACAUCUGCACCGGGCUAUCUGCCUCCCGUACCACCUACGCCUCCACCAAGACCACCGGUUCCGCCACAGCCACCAAGGCCUCCAACUCCACCACCAUAUGUACCGCCAUCUCCUCCACAACCACCAAGGCCUCCAACUCCACCACCUAAGCCUCCAACCCCACCACCAUAUUUACCCCCAUCUCCUCCACAACCACCAAGGCCUCCAACUCCACCACCAUAUGUACCGCCAUCUCCUCCACAACCACCAAGGCCUCCAACUCCACCACCUAAGCCUCCAACCCCACAACCAUAUUUACCCCCAUCUCCUCCACAACCACCAAGGCCUCCAACUCCACCACCAUAUGUACCCCAUCUNCCUCCAACUCCACCACCUAAGCCUCCAACCCCACCACCAUAUUUACCCCCAUCUCCUCCACAACCACCAAGACCUCCAACUCCACCACCUAGGCCCCCAACCCCACAACCAUAUUUACCCCCAUCUCCUCCACAGCCACCAAGACCUCCAACUCCACCCCCAUAUGUACCUCCAUCUCCUCCACAACCACCGAGACCACCAACUCCACCACCAUAUGUGCCUCCAACUCCGCCACCUAGACCUCCAACUCCGCCACCAUAUAUACCUCCAUCUCCUCCACAACCACCAAGACCACCAACUCCACCACCAUAUGUACCUCCAACUCCACCACCUAAGCCUCCAACCCCACAACCAUAUUUACCCCCAUCUCCUCCACAGCCACCAAAACCUCCAACUCCACCACCAUAUGUACCUCCAUCUCCUCCACAACCACCAAGACCACCAACUCCACCACCAUAUGUACCUCCAUCUCCACCACAGCCACCAAGGCCUCCAACUCCACCACCAUAUGUACCUCCAUCUCCUCCACAACCACCAAGGCCUCCAACUCCCCCACAACCUCCAAAGCCUCCAACUCCACCGCCAUACCUUCCUCCAACAAAGCCUACACCACCGCCUUACCCUAAACCAUCAACGCAAGGUGGCUCGUACUUACCUCCAGACGACCAGACUACUUCAAGGACUACUCCAAGAUAUACCACUGCUCACACAACACCAAGUUCAUUUCCACCAACACAUAGAACUCCAUUUACUACCUUGUCCACAUCUAGUACACCUUAUCAUCCAACAGUACCAAGUACGCGACCUCCACCAUACCUCCCACCCUCUUCUCCCACUACACCACGUGUUACGGUAACUCCACCGCCUCCACCAACUCCAAUUUACACUCUCGUGCCAACAUCGACUAUCUAUACUCCCCCACCUACCGGUAGACCAGCUCCACCACCAACUUUACCACCAACCACGAAGAGGCCUAUCGGUUAUUUCUACGAUGUACCAGAGAAUCCACUGGAAUUACCACCCUUCGUUCGAUGAGGACGGGCAAUGUUUUUGCCCCCUUUUUUGUAAUUUUUAAAUGUAUAGUAUACAAAACUAUUUAUGGAUCACCAUAGGAAAUGAUAAGCAAUCUGUAAUCGAAAAAUGGGUGAAAACGAUAUGACAGGUUUGCUGUAUAUAUUAUAUCCAGUAGCUUGUAUCAUAUACGUUUAACUAGAAUGGUUAUUAUUGUAAGUGUAACGAAUACUUCGAACAAAGUCGUAAAGUAGUUUCCAAUGAAAUGAUUGGAAUGAUAAUAAUUGAUUUAAAAAGCUGAUGAUGCUGUGUUACAUUUGUGUAAGAAAAAUACAGUGAAUAUGAGAUAAAAUAGAUGCACAUAACUUUGUACAUCUGACACACGCAUAUUACAAAAAAAAUAAAAAAUUUGUAUAAAAAAA
Molecule: messenger RNA, 3152 nt
Organism: Bombus pyrosoma
Lineage: Eukaryota; Metazoa; Arthropoda; Insecta; Hymenoptera; Apidae
Product: basic proline-rich protein
Source: RefSeq, a predicted model, not a curated record